GGCGCGCUCGAAGCCGCGUCCCGGCCAUGACCCUGCGGCGGCGGCGGCGGCUCCGGCCGAAGGAGGAUGCGGUGGUGGCGGCGGCGGCCCCGGACCUGCCCGGCCCCGCCGCCGUUUACCGAGCGCUGGCGGCCGCCGGGGGCACCCUGCCCCGGGUGCGCAAGGGUGCGGGGUUCAAGUGGGGGUCGAGCCAGUCUCCAGAGGAGCACAGGAGGGUGGUGACGCUGGAGAAGAAGGCAGAAGAGACCUUUGGCUUCGAGAUCCAGACCUAUGGGCUGCACCACCAGGACAGGAACAGUGUGGAGAUGUUCACCUUCGUGUGCCGGGUGCAUGGUGGGAGCCCGGCUGAGGCUGCAGGGCUCAAGGCUGGGGACACAAUCACGGGGGUGAACGGGCUCAACGUGGAGGGCGUCCGGCACCGGGACAUCGUGGAGAUCAUCAAGAGCUCGGGCAAUGUGCUCCGACUCGACACGCUCUACGGGACGUCCAUCCGGAGGGCUGAGCUGGAGGCCCGGCCCCCUCCCCUGCAGCAAACGCUCUAUGAGAAGUGGGGCGAGUACCGCUCGCUGAUGGUGCAGGAGCAGCGGCUGGUGCGGGGCGUGGUGGCCAAGGACCCCAGCAUCUACGACACGCUGGAGUCGAUCCGCUGGUGCCUGCAGGGCGAAGGGGGGCUCCCCGGCGUCCCCCGUGCCAGCGGCAGCGAUGACUCCUUGUACCAGACCUGCCUCUUCGCCUCCGCCGAUUCGCUGGACCGGGACAAGGACGGGGACAGGGACGGGGACAGGGACGGGGACAAGGACAGGGGCACCUCGGGGCCCGCCCCCCCACCGCGCCCCCGGCCAGCCCUGGCCCGCAGCGCCAGCCUCAAGUGUGGGGCGGGCCCGGGGGCGCGGUUGUGGGGCCAGGCCGGGAACCCCGGGGAGGGGGCGGCCGCUGCCCCCCGCAAGGGUCGGCACAGCAGCUUCCGCCGGCGGCUGCUCAAGUUCAUCCCGGGGCUGAACCGGGCGCUGGAGGAGGAGGAAAGUCACCUCUAACGGGGGCUACAGAGGGGUCACCUCUAACGGGGGUACAGGGAGGACAAUGACCUCUAAUGGGGGUACCAAGAGAAG
This is a messenger RNA of Pezoporus flaviventris, 1109 nucleotides long. RefSeq names its product trafficking regulator and scaffold protein tamalin (gene TAMALIN). NCBI's taxonomy places the organism in Eukaryota, Metazoa, Chordata, Aves, Psittaciformes, Psittacidae. The record is from RefSeq and is a predicted model, not a curated record. Gene Ontology annotation, molecular function: protein binding. Gene Ontology annotation, cellular component: plasma membrane. Gene Ontology annotation, biological process: signal transduction.